CUCUCUCUCUCUCUCUAAUAAAAACACCGAACACGCGUUUCUCCAAUCUCUCUCCCCCCAAAACAGAAACCCUAACCCUAGCGAUCAUGGCUGCACAAGCGGCCAACCUCUUUGAGACCGCAUCCCAACCGGACACCACGGCGCCGACGCCUAGCACCCCCCAUUCUCGAAUUCAUCCCCUACCGCCGCCCGUCAACGACUCUAUCAAUUCCUCCGCCUCGGCCUCCGCCUCCUCGUCUCCCGCCAACAAGACCAGGGCCCUCGAUGCCCUAACCUCUGGAAUCGGAGGGUUGAACUUCGAGGAGACGGGAGACGACGAGGGGUUCGAAUUCAAUAAAGGCGAUGCCUUUUUGGAGCAUGCAUGUAGAUACUGUGGGGUGUCGAAUCCGGCGUGCGUUGUUAGAUGCAAUAUACCUUCGUGCCGAAAGUGGUUCUGUAAUUCGAGGGGUAAUACUUCGGGUUCGCACAUCGUCAACCAUUUGGUUCGAGCAAAACAUAAGGAAGUUUGUCUCCACAAAGACAGCCCUCUAGGGGAAACAAUCCUGGAGUGCUACAACUGUGGCUGUCGGAACGUAUUCCUUCUUGGAUUUAUAUCUGCAAAGACAGAAAGUGUUGUUGUUCUCUUGUGCAGAGAGCCUUGUUUGAAUGUCAAUGCACUGAAAGACAUGAACUGGGAUCUGAGCCAGUGGUGUCCCCUUAUCGAUGAUAGAUGUUUUCUCCAGUGGCUUGUUAAGAUACCUUCUGAGCAGGAACAGCUAAGGGCACGGCAAAUUAGUGCUCAGCAAAUAAACAAGGUGGAAGAACUUUGGAAGACGAACCCUGAUGCUUCUUUCGAGGAUCUUGAGAAACCUGGUGUAGAUGAUGAACCUCAACCUGUCGCCCUGAAGUAUGAAGAUGCUUACCAGUAUCAAAAUGUAUUUGCUCCAUUGAUUAAACUUGAAGCUGAUUAUGACAAGAUGAUGAAAGAGUCACAAAGUAAAGAUAGUGUAACAAUUCGUUGGGAUAUUGGUCUUAACAAGAAGCGAGUUGCUUAUUUUGUUUUUCCCAAGGAAGAUAAUGAAUUACGUUUGGUUCCUGGAGAUGAGUUGCGGCUACGAUAUUCAGGAGAUACAGCACACCCUGCAUGGCAAUCUGUGGGACAUGUGAUCAAGUUGACUGCCCAAGAAGAAGUUGCCCUUGAACUCCGUGCCAACCAGGGUGUUCCUGUUGAUGUGAACCAUGGGUUCAGUGUUGAUUUUGUUUGGAAGAGUACCAGCUUUGAUCGGAUGCAAGGAGCAAUGAAAACUUUUGCUGUAGAUGAAACCAGUGUUAGUGGGUACAUAUACCAUCACUUAUUAGGUCAUGAAGUUGAACUUCAAGUCGUCCGCAACACUUUACCUCGACGCUUUGGUGCUCCAGGCCUACCAGAAUUAAAUGCAUCUCAGGUUUUCGCUGUCAAGAGUGUCCUUCAGAAGCCAAUUAGUUUAAUUCAGGGUCCUCCCGGUACAGGGAAAACCGUCACAUCUGCAUCUAUCGUGUAUCACAUGGCUAAACAAGGCCAAGGCCAAGUUUUGGUUUGUGCUCCAAGCAAUGUUGCCGUUGACCAAUUGGCAGAGAAGAUCAGCUCCACUGGGUUGAAGGUCGUUAGGCUUUGUGCCAAAUCAAGAGAGGCCGUUAGCUCACCCGUGGAACACUUGACACUUCACUAUCAGGUUCGACAUCUUGAUACAUCUGAGAAGAGUGAACUUCAUAAGCUGCAACUAUUGAAAGAUGAACAAGGAGAGCUCUCAAGUAGCGAUGAAAAAAAGUUCAAGGCAUUAAAACGGGCUACUGAAAGAGAGAUUCUACAAAGUGCUGAUGUAAUUUGUUGCACUUGUGUUGGUGCUGGAGAUCCUCGACUUUCCAAUUUCCGGUUCCGCCAGGUUCUAAUUGAUGAAUCUACUCAGGCAACAGAACCAGAGUGUCUUAUUCCCCUUGUCCUUGGAGUCAAACAGGUGGUACUUGUUGGUGAUCACUGCCAGCUUGGUCCAGUUAUUAUGUGUAAAAAGGCAGCUCGUGCUGGCUUAGCACAAUCUCUAUUUGAGCGCCUUGUGCUUCUUGGAUUGAAACCAAUCAGAUUGCAGGUUCAAUAUCGAAUGCAUCCUUGCCUGUCUGAAUUUCCUUCUAACAGCUUUUAUGAAGGUACACUUCAGAAUGGAGUAACCGUAAAUGAAAGGCAGACAACUGGUAUUGAUUUUCCUUGGCCAGUUCCUACUCGUCCUAUGUUUUUCUAUGUUCAGAUGGGACAAGAGGAGAUAAGUGCGAGUGGGACAUCCUAUUUGAACAGAACUGAGGCUGCAAAUGUUGAAAAAAUAGUAACAACCUUUUUGAGGAGCGGCGUAAUUCCUAAUCAGAUUGGCGUCAUUACACCUUAUGAAGGACAACGGGCAUACAUUGUAAACUAUAUGGCAAGGAAUGGAUCUCUUAGACAGCAACUUUACAAAGAAAUAGAGGUUGCAAGUGUUGAUUCCUUUCAAGGAAGGGAGAAGGAUUACAUAAUUUUAUCGUGUGUAAGAAGCAAUGAGCAUCAGGGUAUUGGGUUCCUUAAUGAUCCGCGUAGGCUGAACGUUGCACUAACUCGAGCUCGUUUUGGUAUUGUCAUUCUGGGAAACCCGAAAGUCUUGAGUAAGCAGCCUUUGUGGAAUGGAUUAUUGACACACUAUAAGGAGCAUGAGUGCCUUGUAGAAGGACCUCUGAACAAUUUAAAGCAGAGUAUGGUUCAGUUUCAAAAGCCAAAGAAGAUCUACAAUGAUCGCAGGCUUUUCUUUGGAGGUGGUCCUGGGAUGGUUUCCAGUGAUAGCUUUGGUUCCAUCAAUUCUUCAAGCCCUAGUGGUGAUAAGCGAGGAGGACGCAGUAAAGGUCAUCUUUACAUGCCAUUUGGACCAACCAGUGGUCAUAAGCCCGGAAUGCACUCGGCAGGAUCCCUCCCUCGCAUACCUCAUCCACCAUUUCCUGGAGGUCCCCAUUCUCAGCCGUAUGCAAUUCCAACUCGUGGAGCUGUUCAUGGACCAAUAGGUGCAGUUCCUCAAGUUCCUCAACCGGGGAAUAGGGGUUUUGGGGCUGGUCGUGGCAAUGCUGGUGGCCCUAUUGGUGGUCACCUUGGACAUCAUCAAAGUGCCCAACAAGCUGUGGGUGGUGUUGGUUCUUUUAAUUUCCCUGCUCUGGAUAAUCCUAAUAGCCAACCCUCUGUUGCGGGUCCAUUAUCCCAGUCUGGACUUAUGACUCAGGCACCAGGUCAAGGACUUAGCCAAACGUUCCGUGAUGGAUUUUCUAUGGGUGGCAUGUCUCAGGAAUUUUUGGGUGAUGAUUUCAAAAGCCAGGGAUCACAUGUUGCAUAUAAUAUUGCAGAUUUUUCUACUCAGGCUUCUCAAGGUGGAUAUGGUGUUGAUUAUAUGACACAGAGACAUACUGGGUAUCCUGGUAGUUAUCUGAACCAGAAUACCCAGCCAGGAUAUUCCCAUUUGGGCACUGCAAAUGAUUUUGGAUCUCAGGAUUACAUGGCUCAUGGUUCCCAAGGAUUAUUCACGCAAGCUGGAUUCAAUGACCCUUUGCAGGAUGAGUCUUCUCAGAGCCACUUUGGGAUUGCUGGACCCGGCCCUCUUCAGUCUCAGGCUGCGAACCCUCUUUAUUCACAACCCUUCAGCCCGUACAACGCCACAUCCCUGAAUAUGCAGCAGCAGCCUCAGCAGCAGAGCCAGAGCUCUCAAAACCAGAAACUUAACUUUAAUGGCUGAGAGCUGCGAGAGACGUCAAAUCAUCAUGUGGGUUAUAUUCUUUUGCAUCAAGCACAGUGGUUUAUGCUGAUGUGUGAAGGAUAGCAGGUGAAAGUGUGGUUUGCUUCUUUCGACCCAUUCAAGCAUAUUCAAAAGAUUUUUCCCAUUGAAAAAGAAAAAGACUUUUUGAACCGAUGUGCUCGAGGGUAUGAUUUGGAGCUUGCAACUAUCCAUCAGCCUGCUGCACAAAAGGCAUAGCCGGUGCUGAGGAAAGGAUUGCCCAAAGUUUAUGAGAUAAUGUUUGCAAGGGAGCACCUCAUGUUCUUGAUCAAAGGGAUCGUGCCAGUUCCUUCUACCUAUAUAAAUGGCUGUAUUUUUGUGAAGAUGUGCAUAAAAUAGAAGGUGGGUUUAAUAUGGGGGAGUGGGGUUACGGUUCAUUUGGCUGACCCAUACUUCUUAGUUUCCAAAUUGGGAUAUAACUUUUUGUACAGCAGCCUUGGAUGAAGGUCGGCCAUAGUUUCCUUGAUCAACUUCAUGUAUGGGUUAAACUCCUGCAAGAACUUAUGUGGAUUUGGUUUGUAUGGAUAAAUUAUUAUAUAAAGUCACAGUAGGCUGGGCUGCUGGUAGCCAUUCUGAUAUGGGCUGGACCUGCUGUAAAAUGUUUAUUGGUGUUUAUGUGAGAAAUUGAGCUCUUUUGGGGGUUCAUUUUAGUCAUUCUGAGGUUA
This is a messenger RNA of Asparagus officinalis (garden asparagus), 4456 nucleotides long. Its product is annotated as regulator of nonsense transcripts 1 homolog. Gene Ontology annotation, biological process: nuclear-transcribed mRNA catabolic process, nonsense-mediated decay. NCBI's taxonomy places the organism in Eukaryota, Viridiplantae, Streptophyta, Magnoliopsida, Asparagales, Asparagaceae. The transcript has 30 exons. The record is from RefSeq and is a predicted model, not a curated record. The coding region runs from base 87 to 3752 and encodes 1221 amino acids. Gene Ontology annotation, cellular component: cytoplasm. Gene Ontology annotation, molecular function: DNA binding; hydrolase activity; RNA helicase activity.